Messenger RNA from Heterocephalus glaber (naked mole-rat), 5130 nucleotides. It is a transcript of the gene Ddx21, whose product is annotated as DExD-box helicase 21. Gene Ontology annotation, cellular component: cytosol. Gene Ontology annotation, molecular function: ATP binding; RNA helicase activity; RNA binding. Lineage: Eukaryota; Metazoa; Chordata; Mammalia; Rodentia; Bathyergidae. The record is from RefSeq and is a predicted model, not a curated record.
GCCUGAAAUGCCUCACUACCGGAAGUGACGGCGCUGGGUGGGCCGAGUAGGCUGUACUCUCUUUCUCUUUGCACGCGGUUGAGGAGACCGGUUGACCUGGGCAGCGUGUGCUGAGUGAUGCCAGGAAAACUCCGUAGUAACGCCGGUUUGGAAUCGGACAUGGCCAUGGAAAAGAAAGGAAACGAGAAGAAAGGUAGAAAGGAGAAGCCAAAAUCUAACAAGACUGAAGAGUCAGAAGGAAAGGAAGAAACUGUUUCUUCCAAAGCUAAAAAUGUUAAGAAGAAAGUAGGACCUUCUGAAGUUGAUGUGAAUCCUUCUGAAUCCAAAAAGGCCAAAAAACAAGAUGAACCACCUCAAGAUGAAGUUGUUUCCCCUAAAACCAAAAGUACAAAAAAGCAAAAGGAGCCCCUGGAAAAGAAAGUUGUCUCUCCUAAAACCAAAAAAGUGAUAAAAAAUGAGGAGCCUUCUGAAGAAGACAUAGGUGCUCCUAAGCCCAAAAAGAUGAAAAAAGAAAAGGAAGUGAAUGGAGAAAUUGGAGAGAAAAGCCCCAAACUGAAGAAUGGAUUCUCUCAUCCCAAAGCUGACUCCAGUGAUGCUGCCAGUGAAGAAAGCAACAGUGAGAUAGAGCAGGAAAUACCUGUGGAACAAAAAGAAGGUGCUUUCUCUAAUUUUCCCAUAUCUGAAGAGACUGUUAAGCUUCUCAAAGCUCGUGGGGUGACCUUCCUGUUUCCUAUACAAGCAAAGACCUUUCACCACGUCUAUAGUGGGAAAGACUUAAUUGCACAGGCGCGGACAGGCACGGGGAAGACGUUCUCCUUUGCCAUCCCUUUGAUAGAGAAACUUCAGGGGCAGCUGCAAGACAGAAAGAGAGGCCGUGCCCCCCAGGUACUUGUUCUUGCUCCUACAAGGGAGUUGGCAAAUCAAGUAAGCAGAGACUUCAGUGACAUCACAAAAAAGCUGGCAGUGGCUUGUUUUUAUGGUGGAACUCCAUAUGGAGGUCAAAUUGAACGAAUGCGGAAUGGGAUUGAUAUCCUGGUUGGGACUCCAGGUCGUAUCAAAGACCACCUACAGAAUGGCAAGCUGGAUCUCUCCAAACUUAAGCAUGUUGUCCUGGAUGAAGUUGACCAGAUGUUGGAUAUGGGUUUUGCUGAACAAGUGGAAGAUAUUUUAUGUGUGGCAUACAAGAAAGAUUCUGAAGACAAUCCUCAAACACUGCUUUUUUCUGCAACUUGCCCAAGUUGGGUAUUUAAUGUUGCUAAGAAAUACAUGAAAUCUAUAUAUGAACAAGUGGAUCUGAUUGGUAAAAAGACUCAGAAAACAGCAAUAACUGUGGAGCAUCUGGCUAUUAAGUGCCACUGGACUCAGCGGGCAGCAGUUAUUGGGGACGUGAUUCGAGUGUACAGUGGCCAUCAAGGGCGCACUAUUGUCUUCUGUGAAACCAAGAAAGAAGCCCAGGAGCUGUCACAGAAUGCCUCAAUAAAGCAGGAUGCCCAGUCAUUACAUGGAGACAUUCCACAGAAACAAAGGGAAAUCACCCUGAAAGGUUUUAGAAAUGGUGAUUUUGGAGUUAUGGUGGCAACCAAUGUUGCUGCACGUGGGUUAGAUAUCCCUGAGGUUGAUUUGGUUGUACAAAGCUGUCCACCAAAGGAUGUAGAGUCCUACAUUCAUCGUUCUGGGCGGACGGGCAGAGCUGGAAGGACAGGGGUUUGCAUCUGCUUUUAUCAGCACAAGGAAGAAUAUCAGUUAGCACAAGUGGAGCAGAAAGCGGGAAUUAAAUUUAAACGAAUAGGUGUCCCUUCUCCAACAGAAAUAAUAAAAGCUUCUAGCAAAGACGCUAUCAGGCUUUUGGACUCUGUGCCUCCCACUGCCAUUGGCCACUUUAAACAGUCAGCUGAGAAGCUGAUAGAAGAGAAGGGAGCUGUGGAGGCCCUGGCAGCAGCGCUGGCCCACAUUUCAGGUGCCACAUCAGUAGACCAGCGUUCCUUGAUCAACUCAGAGGCAGGUUUUGUGACCAUGAUCCUGCGGUGCUCAGUUGAAAUGCCAAACAUCAGUUACGCUUGGAAAGAACUUAAGGAGCAACUGGGAGAGGAUAUUGAUUCCAAAGUGAAGGGAAUGGUCUUUCUCAAAGGAAAGCUGGGUGUUUGUUUUGAUGUCCGUACUGCUGCAGUCACAGAAAUACAGGAGAAAUGGCAUGAUUCAAGACGCUGGCAGCUUGCUGUGGCCACAGAACAGCCAGAGCUGGAAGGAUCACGAGAAGGAUUUCGAGGCUCCCGGGGUCGGGAAGGUGGCCGUGGCUUCAGGGGACAGCGAGAUGGAAGCAGAGGCUUCAGGGGACAGCGGGGGGGAGGAAACAGAAACUUCAGGGGACAGAGAUCAGGAGGUGGCAAUAAAAGUAACAGAUCCCAAAACACAGGUCAGAAGCGGAGUUUUAGUAAAGCAUUCGGUCAGUGAUGAGGAGGAGAGGGUUUAUAUGGCAGAAACAGAACUAUGUUUGGCAACAUGGAACUGAAUGCUAUUUUUCACACAAUUAAAAGUACAUUGUGCUUCCUUUUGACCACUUGGCCAGUCCCCAUCCCUUGCAGAGGGGCGGGAUUUGUCUAAAUUAUUUCAUUUGAUCAUUGUCGUUUGUAACUAUUGCUACUUCUUUUUAUCAGGUUUUCAUUUGAAAAGAAAAUGAAUUCAUUACAUCUUUAUUCUAAUACACAUUGUCUAGAUUAUAAGAUAAAAUCAAGCACAUAUCUCCCUAUAUUGUACGUAUGAGUUGAUCUUUUUUAUUUUUGUAAUACUGAGGAUUGAACCCAAGGCCUCUCACAUGCUAGGCAUGUGCCCUACCACUAAGCUAUGUCCCUAGCCCCCAGAGUCUCUGUAGUGUCCUUCUCUAAACUAAAUGCCUAAGGGAAGCAGCAAUCUCUGGAUUGACCACUUUAUACUUUGAAAGCCAAGGCUUUCAUCUGUAAUUGUCAUUCCUUGGCCUCCUGCUAAACAAUUACUUGCGUGGUCCUGUAACAUGUCUUCUGAGAACUAAUGCGGAGCAAUGUUUUAAAGUGAGAUUUCAAGGGCCCGGGAUUUAGCUCAGUGGUGCUGCUGCCUGCCUUGAAAGUGCAAGGUCCUGAGUUCGAUCCCCGGUACUAAAAAAAAAAAAAGAAAAAGAAAUGAGAUUUUAAACUUAGUUGAGCUGUAAGUUUGGGGUUGUUUUAGUACUGGGGAUGGAACUCAGGUCUUUGUGCUUGCGAGGCAGGUUGCGGAACCCCUGAGCUAAAUCCCUGGCCCUGAGCUGUUUUUUGCUUGUAUAUGCUCUAGAUUUGGAGGAUGAAAUACAUUCAGUAUAGAUUACCCAUAUUUGUAUGCAUUUUGAUAGACUUAGCUCCUCGUAUGGUUAUUGAUGCUUCAGUGAAUUCUUCAGAUAGUAUACAUAGAAGUACAUUUUAAUGGGGAGCCAGGGACCUUAAGGAAUUUCCAGUGUAUAAGAUGGCUCCAUAGCUUUCUUUGUAAAUAAGGAGACUGGAUAAAUAGAGUUUAAAUGUUUGUGCUCCACUUCUUCCUACUGAAAGAUGAACAUUGUUUACCAAGAAGGAAUUAAAGGAAGUGAGGUUGCAGUCUUACAGUGCUGAAGAGUAUGUCAGCACCUUAGUGUAUCAUGAAUAUAUCAAGAGGUUAACUUUUUUUUCUUUUUUUUUUGUAUUUCGGGUUUGCUGAUAAUCUUUACUCAAAUAUGACAACCUUACUCCCUUUGGAGCUUUGUGUCCACUACAAAUUUUAGUUAAAAUUCUUCAUUACAGUUCUGGGUUUUUUUUGGUACCGGGGAUUGAACUCAGGUCCUUGUACUUGCGAGGCAGGCGGCGGAACCACUGAGCUAAAUCCCCAGCCAUGAUAAUCUUUAAUAUACCUACUUGUUUUUUUUUCUAUCGUGGAUCGAACUCAGGACCUUGUACUUGCCAGGCAGGCGCAGCACCACUGAGCUACAUCCCCAGCUCAAGAAGUUAACUUCUGACAGGCAGCAUGAAGUCUUAAAGAUAAAAUAUGUUUAUGGGAAUCUUGGGACAAACUUUGAAGGAAAAUUAAAACUACAUGGUUGGGGACUGGGGAUUUAGCUCAGUGGUUCCGCCUCCUGCCUCGCAAGCGCAAGGACCCGAGUUCGAUACCUGGUACCAAAACAAACAAACUACAUGGUUUUUCUCAUUUUCAUUGUUACUUUGAAAAAUCUAGGGUCUGUUUUCUGUUUAAUUCCUGUCUGCUGUUACUUAGCACCUUGCAGAGAGGGCCCUAAAAGCCAACUCAGUGCCUGAUGCUGAGGCAACAUCCUUUUUCUGUCUGCACUUCAGCUUUAUCCUUGAAUCCUGACCAGUGUCUCCUGCCCUCUUAGAAUUCUCUUGGCUUAAAAAACAACAACAACAACAACAAAAACCAGGGCCAGGGAUUUAGCUCAGUGGUUUUGCUGCCUUGUGCUGCAAGUGCAAGGACCUGAGUUCGAUCCCCGGUACCAAAAAAAACAAAAAACAACAAUUCUCUUGGCUUUUAUUCCUUGGUCCAUUUGUCAGUUUUAUUGCUUUAUUCCUGUGACCCUCAUGGCACCCUGUCAAGCCACAGGGAAUUAGGGGAAAGUAUAGCCUCUGCACAUGUGCCUUGUGGGUUAUAAUUUAUCAGAUUCUGGUUUUGUCAAAAUGCUGGGCAUGCUUUAAUAACCAAAACAUUGCAAAAUUUAGAUAGGAAUAAAUGGCUUAUAAGGAUAUGGUAACUGAACAAUCAGGUAUGAGAGGGAAGGACUAGUAGCAGUUUCACCUUGUACAAUUUAAUUUUAAGAAAAACAUGAAGUUUCAGUAAAGGAAGCUAAUAUUCUGGAUCCCAGAACUCAAAUAUAUAAAUCUGUAAUUCAGCUUCUGUUUGAUUUAAAUGGGCUUAUUGGGCUAAUCUGGAAAACACUUAUUUUUACUAUUUUCUACAGAGAAAAUAUUUUCCAAUUUAUGUGUCAAACAGCUGAAUGACUUGAAUUACAACCAUGUUUUUAUGUUGGAGCUAUCUGUGCAGUAGUUUCUCUACGGUUGUACAUAAAAUGUUUUUACUAUAAAAUGAGUUAAUGUAUAAAAUACUACUUUAUGCCAUAAUAAAGAUAUUAGUGCUUUAUGUUUUGGA